Molecule: messenger RNA, 1147 nt
Organism: Nelumbo nucifera (sacred lotus)
Lineage: Eukaryota; Viridiplantae; Streptophyta; Magnoliopsida; Proteales; Nelumbonaceae
Product: fasciclin-like arabinogalactan protein 13
Biological process (GO): plant-type secondary cell wall biogenesis
Cellular component (GO): plasma membrane
Source: RefSeq, a predicted model, not a curated record
UCCACAGUCUUAUCCCAUAAAUCCCCACCCAUUCUCCUACUCCAACACUCACCACCCAGCUACCAGGCCACUAGCAGAAGCAGUAGAAGCACCAUGGCCUCCACAGCUCCUCUGGCUACCAUUCUUUUGGCCUUGCUACCAUCUCUCUUCCUCAUCGCUCCUGGCGCUGUUGCCCAAAAAGCGCCAGCCCCAGCACCAGCAGGCCCGAUCAAUCUCACAGCCAUCCUUGACAAGGGCGGCCAGUACACCACCUUCAUUAGACUCCUGGGAUCCACACAGGUCAUAAACCAGAUCGAGAACCAGCUCAACUCAUCUACUCAAGGCCUGACAGUGUUUGCUCCCACCGACAAUGCAUUCAGCAACCUGAAGGCCGGCACGCUCAAUGGACUGAGCGCACAGGAUCAAUCUGAGCUUAUAUUGUACCACGUCUUGCCUCAGUACCAAAGCAUGGUCUCCUUCCAGACCAUUAGCAACCCUGUCCGAACUCAGGCGGGCAGCGAAGGCGGAUCUCUGGGUCUCAAUUUCACUAGCAGCGGCAACCAAGUGAACGUCUCAACUGGGCUUGUCAACACCCAAGUCAACAAUGCUCUUCGGCAGGACCCGCCAUUGGCAGUCUACCAGAUCGAUAAGGUGUUGCUACCGCCGGAGCUCUUCGGAGUGAAGUCUAAGGCAUCGGCUCCACAGCCUUCGAAAACUCCCUCGGAUGCAUCAUCCAACAAGACCUCACCAGCAACAGUUGCAUCAUCAGCCAAGGGGCCGUCGUCCGCGGAUGAAAGUUCAGGUUCCAACGGGUUGACAGUUGGAUUGGGCUUGGUCGUCGGAAUUGGGUUGAUGUGCCUGGGAUUUCUCUCAUGAGAGCUGAAGAUGGAGGAUAUCUAGUUAUUUAUUGUUUCUUCUGGGGAUCGGCGUUUGGCAUGUGUACCUACAUUCAUGUGUCUUGUGUUCUUAUUGUUUUCUCUCUCUCUCUCUCAAUAAUUUAAUAGUAUGUAAUACAGAUUUUUUUUGUGUGAGUGUAAUACAGAUUUGAACUUCUAGAAUUUAGGGUCAGAUCUUUUGGCCUUUUGAAUUCGUUUCUGUAGCAUUUUGGUGUAUAAUGCAACGAUCAAGAUGAAGAUGGGCAAGACAAUUCGACCUUUUUGAUGCUUAA